GAUACAAAUUACCAGUGUUUAUAUAUCGUCUGUAUAUAAUUGUAAACUACCAUCAAAGAUCACACUUCAACGAUGUUGCGACUGGGUCUUGCAGUUUUGGUGAUUGUUUCAUCAGCGGAAUGUUGGCCGGCGAGCAAGGAGCAUGGGGUGCUUUUGGAAAGAUUGAGGCGGUCACCUCACUAUUGUGAUCCUGAUCCGCAACCAAUAUGGCCAGCACCACAGCCACCAUCACCGGCACCAGGACCUACUCCAUCAUCACACGUAUUCCCCCUACCAGCUCCAAUAUUCCCACCGCCGUUUUGGCGAGGCCACCACCAUCACCACCGCUACUACGAGCCUCAGAGGUACCAGGAACAAAACAUCCGAAACUUGGAAAAUGAUAGCAACAAUCCGCCCUGUGACAGUUGCGAUGAAAACAAAAAACCAAAGAAUACAGCAAUCAGCAACGCGCAGAGUGAAACGGGGAACGCCGUCGCCAUAGCUCUGUUAAGAUCCUAAAAAAAAUAAUUACACUGCAAAACUUUAAUCAUAUUUUCAAUUAAUAUAUUUUGAUAUACAUCAAAGUAAUGUGUAAAUGUUAUAUAGAUAUAGUUUUUAUGUUUCAUUUUAUGAAAGCAAUUAAAUGGACGGAUAAAUUAAUAGCUAUGGAAUUUUAGUUUCAAUUACUAUAAUUUAAAUAUUAAAUAAGUUUCUAGUAUCUACAUCAUUAUGGAUAUAC
This is a messenger RNA of Danaus plexippus (monarch butterfly), 718 nucleotides long. RefSeq lists its product as uncharacterized. The record is from RefSeq and is a predicted model, not a curated record. The transcript is spliced from 2 exons. The coding region runs from base 73 to 498 and encodes 141 amino acids. NCBI's taxonomy places the organism in Eukaryota, Metazoa, Arthropoda, Insecta, Lepidoptera, Nymphalidae.